GCUUCACCUGGGGAGUCACUGCUUUGGUCUCCCGCGGUCAGCAGUCGGUUACCACCUAUCCAGUCAAACCAAGAACCAGCAAUGCGGUUCACGAAAAAGAAAAGGAAAAAACCUGAAGAACCAGCAAGAUGGGCGGCCAGGAUUUGAGUUAUGCUAAACCCCAGUAGAAGCACUGUAACCAUCUUCCUCUCACUUCUACUCCUACCUCCCCGCCGCCGCCGCCGCCGUUGACGACUUGACGGUGCCGAGCCACCGUAUCCAUGGCGAGCUCACCGGGGACAGGACUACCACCGGGGAGCUCUCCUGUGAGUUCACCAACACCAUUCCCCCCCGCACCUCCUCCCCAGGAAAGCCCCCAACCUACCACCGCUGAUCCGCUGGAGCCAGCCCAAUCCGAUCACGCCAAGCCCACCCCACAGCCGCACCCAGGAAAAGCCACCGCGACAUCAGAUGCCUACAAAUCGCCGGCGCCGAUGGACGGAUUAACGCGCGAGGCGGGCCGGCCGCCUUUGCUGUCUCCUCAGGAGGCUACCCUGGCGUCACUUGCGCUCGAAGCCGCGAAGCCGGAGGAGCAGACUCCGGUUUCGCCUCCUCCCCUGGUGGAGGUCUUCCCCGAGGCAGCGGCCAGAGCAGCAUCUCCUAUUCCCUCGCCUCAAAUUGCGGCGGCCUCGGCGGCGGCUGCUUUACCGCCGUCAACCACACCUUCUCCACCGGCUUCGACUUGGACUUCGGCAGGCGCCUCUCGGGAUGCACCUCUCACCGAUUCGGCGGCAAUGGCGUCCGAGGAAGUCGCUCGGUUACCCGCUGCGCUCGAACCAAUAGACGCGGACCCGCUUACUGCACAAGCGUCGGCAACGAAGAGUAUGGCGGAGAGGUUGUCACCACAGCAGCAUCUGCGACCAAUUUCUUCUACCUCGCUCAUUGGGUGUGAAAAUUUCGAGCUCGGAUUGCUGCCUCCUCCUCCUCUGGCUGAAAUCACACAUGAGUUGUCAGACGCUGCAGGUACCGAUGAAAUUGAUGUGGCUGAAGAAGCUGCUGGGACAUCGCCUGCAGUGGCUGCAACGGACGAGAAGACAGACAGCGCACUUGCAGGGCCAUUGAUAUUUGAGAAUGGUGCUGAGGGAUCAUCUGAACUACCAGUGCUAACACCACGUUCUCCCCAAAUGGAAGGUGAGCUCUGUUCGCUGGAGAUGGCACCUCCGGGGUUUGAGAGUUUUGAAUCUUCAUGGACACCACUGCUCCCUGCCACCCUUCCAGCUGAAACUACACACUCACUGCGAAAUGCAGCUGCCACAGAGGCUAUGGCCGUGCCGGAGGAAGCGGCUCGAUCACUGCCUAUAUUGGCUGUGGAGCCAAUGACAGAUACUAAACCUGGCUUGCCAUCGCCGGAGAGUUUGGCAGAGGGGCCAUUUCAACAGUCACUUCUCAGACCACCUUCUCCGAUCACACAAGCUGAGCCCUGCUCGCCAGAUACGCCACCUCCAGGGUUUGAGAAUUUCAAGUUAUCAUGGCUGCCGCCACCAAAUGAAGCCACAUAUGCCACUAAGGCAGCGGCAGUGACACUUGAGGAAGCAAUUUUGCCAGUGCCAACACUGGAGGCAAUGGAUGUGGAGACAGACACUGCAUGCAGCUUGCUGCCACCGUUGGAGAACGAUCCAUUGCUGAGACCAACUACUCCAAUGCCGCAGUCUGCACCUUGUUCACCACAGGCACCUCCAGGGUUUGAGAAUUCUGACUCAUCUUGGCCACCACUAUCCAAUGCUCUGUCUGGGACUGCAUAUAUCUCUCCAAAUGAAACUGCCACGGAGCCUUUGGCCGUGACGUUUGAGGAGGCGACUGGGCCAACACCUACAGCAGAGGCAAUAGAUGUGAAGAUCCGUGCCAAACAUCCACUACUGCUACCGUUGGAGAGUGGAGUGGAGGGAUCAUUGAAAGAGCCACAGCAAAAACCACCUUCUCCCACUAUGCAAGAUGCACCCUGUUCACCACAGGCACCUCCAGGGUUUGAGAAUUCUGAAUCAUCUUGGCCACCACUAUCCACUGCUCUGUCUGGGACUGCAUAUAUCACUCCAGAUGAAACUGCCACGGAGCCUUUGGCCAUGACGUUUGAGGUGGCGACUGGGCCAACACCUGCAAUAGAGGCAAUAGAUGUGAAGAUCCGUGCCAAACAUCCGCUACUGCUACCGUUGGAGAGUGGAGUGGAGGGAUCAUUGCAAGAGCCAAAGCAAAAACCACCAUCUCCCACUAUGCAAGAUGCACCCGGUUCACCAGAUAUGGCACCUCCAGGGUUUGAAAAUUUUAAGUCAUCACAGCUACCGCAACAUUCUCCACCGCUGAUGCAGACUACAUGCACCUUGCAUGAUCCAGCCACCAUUGAAGCUGUACAUGUGUCAGAGGAAACUGCUCAGACAUUGCCUGCGUUGGAAGGAAUGAGUGUAAACAUGGACACAUCAUCGGAGAAUGGAGCAGGGUCAUUUCAACAGCAACCCCCCAGGCUACCAUGUCCUAUGGAGAAGGGUACUGCUUGUUCACCAGAGAUUGUGCCUUCAGGGCAUGAGAACUUAGAGUCCUUGCAGCUGUCGCCACUGCCUGUUCUUCCUCAAGUUCAGACCCCAGAUGCCUUGGUUGAUGUGGUUGCCAUUGAGGCAGUCGUGGGGCCAUUGGAAGAAGUGCAUCAUCCACCACCUGUGCUGCUGAAAAUUGAAGAGGGCACAGCCCCCAUUCGGCCACCACCGUUGGAGAGUGGUUCUGAAGGGUCGUUACCACAACUAGAGCAACAUGUGCAUUCUGUUACGACACUGGCCGUGGACACCCUGACAGGUGCACCUGCCACAAAGUCUGUGGCUGUGGAGUCAGAGGAAAGAGCUCCGCCACAGCUUGCAUUACAGGCAGUGGAUACAAACAUGGAAUGUGCAACUACAUUGCUCACGUUAUCGAAGAAGGAAGGAGAGGAUUCAUUGCCACAGCCACAGCAUCCGCCGUGUUCUCAAACUGUGCAGGCUGCACCUUGUUCACUGGAGGCCUUGGAACUUCUGCCACCGCCACCACCUCCUUUCCUAAACAAAGAAAUGGGUCAAAUGGUAUGUGGAUGCUGCCGUGAGCUUCUUGCUUAUCCUAGAGGUGCUGUUCAUGUUCAGUGUGCUGGCUGUCUGACAAUAAACCUUGUAUUGGAAGCACAUGAAGUUGGUAAAGUACACUGUGGACGAUGCGAGACAUUGUUGAUGUAUCCUUUCGGAGCGCCUGCUGUUAAAUGUUCCUUGUGUCUUUUUGUCACUGAAAUUGGAGAGCGCAAGGUUCGUCCUCGGAUAUCAGUCGAGCAGGUUGUGCCGCCUCACCCACCUCAGCUGGCUAACCAGAGCUAGGUGAAGCCAGUCGUUGUUGGUUCUGUAUACCUGGUUGAUUUCUGUAAUACCAAGAAACUUGAAAUGCCGCUGUGUGUAAUUCUUGCAGUUUUUGCAUGGGCAUUCUGUUCUCCUGGAGAAAGGUAUAGAAAGUUCAGACCCAUCCUGUUGCGUGGGGAUAAAGGUAACAAGAUAGUGUGCCCAAAUCCAAACUGAAAAAACUGGAGUAUAUUUUCCUCUUUUAGACAAAAAAAACCAUAGCAUUGUCAGUUGCUCCAGAAAAUAUUGUACGGACUCAAUCGGCGCUGGACUCUUAAUUUUGGUCAAGUUUAUCACUGGGCCUAUGUUUAGUGGAGGCCUAGCCAGCUCUAUGCGGAAUGCGGCUAAGGAAACGCUACGUGAGGCCGGGAGAAGGGAACCCCCGGGAGAGCGCACACGGCUGCGCUGCGCUCGCGGCUCGCCCAUGGAGUCCGGCGGUGGUGCCCGUGUUCGGCGGCAGCUCCAGGCGGUGGGACGUGUCGCGGCGUACCUCGGCGGCGGAUUCCUCCUCCUCUCCGCAGCAUCCACCGCCGCCGUGCGCUCACUCCGCUACCUCUCCGAUGCCAACCAGAGGAAAUUCGCGAUGCUGUGUGGUGCCUGCGAGGGGAAAGGAACCUACGCGUGCAGGCUCUGCAGGGGCAGCUCCACGGUCGAGUGGUCUCCGCUCUACGACCCGGUGUUCGUCAACCCGUGCCUCUGCCCUACCUGUGAUGGGACUAGGGUCCAGCGCUGCUUAAACUGCCUGGGCAAAGGCUAUGCAUGAAGAAUCAAUGUGUGCCAAAUGCCAACUUUCUUACUUAUGUGUUUUUCGCGGGAUCAGCUUUUGUUGUUGAGUAAAUUUAGUUUUGUAUUCGUAGGUGGGUUCUGAAUUGUUAACAGAGCAAGCACUGUAUUUUGCUCAUGGAAUGUAAUUGAUUGGUGACUAAACUGGAUGGUUUGAGUUGAGAACUACUCCGUAGUGGUAAGUGUAAAAAGAAUUUCUGGUUCAAUCCAAAA
Molecule: messenger RNA, 4376 nt
Organism: Brachypodium distachyon (stiff brome)
Lineage: Eukaryota; Viridiplantae; Streptophyta; Magnoliopsida; Poales; Poaceae
Product: proline-rich protein 36
Exons: 6
Coding region: 261-3362 (1033 amino acids)
Source: RefSeq, a predicted model, not a curated record